AUGAAGUCAUCAUCGAUUAAUAUCCUUCUUCUAGUAGCAAUCCUCUUUUGCAGUGAGGUGAGCUCCCAAAGUAUGUUGCAACACUUUGCUCGUGCUCUUCGAGGAAAGCACGGUCAUCAUGGUCAUCAUCAUGGAGAAAACUUUAAGAACAAGCAUCAUCAUCAACAUCAUCAUGGAAAAGACCAUGAACACAAACAUGACGAAGAUAUGAUGAUGAUGAUGCAUCAAGAUCACCAACACCAUGGUGGUAAAGGUGACAUUAUGGGAGCUUCUCCUCCCACUAGUAGUACUUCCAACCUUCGUGGUGGUGCUGGGCGAUCCUCUUGGUGGGCAUCCUCCUCGUCUUCUAGCUCGAGCAGUUCAUCCUCUUCUUCUUCUUCUUCAUCAUCAUCUUCCAGCAGCAGCAGCAGCAGCCAAUCAUCUCCUAGCAGUGAUGAAGAAGAAGAAGAAGAAGUCUCCACAACUUCUGGCAGUAACAGUAGCAGUGAUGACAAUGGUGAAGGCAUCAAUGUUGUCCAAGAAGAGAUUCCUUCUCUCAAUGAAGGAGAAGAAGAGGAAGAUAACCAUGAGAUUGACGUGGUAGAUACCGAAGAAGGCGAGGAUUCUCAAGAAGAAAUAGAAGAAGAAGCGGUCACAAUGCAAGAGGACGAUGCUGUGGGAUCCAUUGUGGAGGAGGGUGUUGAAAUCAUGGAAGAAACUCUGGAAGAAGUCAUGGAAGACUUGGACGAAGUGAUUGAAGAAACUAGAACCGAAUCCAUCGAAGACGAAGACGAAGAAGAAAAGCAGGCAAAUCAAGGCAUGGACGACUACGUGUACGCGGAACCGGUAUUGGUGCGUGAGGACAAAGAAACCAACAACAUGGUGGAGGUGGAUCAAAAACGCAUUUUCGCCAAAUUUCUUGGUAUCCCCUAA
This is a messenger RNA of Cylindrotheca closterium, 912 nucleotides long. The record is from the annotation of a GenBank genome assembly. Lineage: Eukaryota; Bacillariophyta; Bacillariophyceae; Bacillariales; Bacillariaceae.